This is a messenger RNA of Cylas formicarius (sweet potato weevil), 4396 nucleotides long. It is a transcript of the gene Atpalpha, whose product is annotated as sodium/potassium-transporting ATPase subunit alpha. Gene Ontology annotation, molecular function: P-type sodium:potassium-exchanging transporter activity; ATP hydrolysis activity; ATP binding. The coding region runs from base 196 to 3327 and encodes 1043 amino acids. Gene Ontology annotation, cellular component: membrane. Gene Ontology annotation, biological process: potassium ion import across plasma membrane; proton transmembrane transport; sodium ion export across plasma membrane. NCBI's taxonomy places the organism in Eukaryota, Metazoa, Arthropoda, Insecta, Coleoptera, Brentidae. The record is from RefSeq and is a predicted model, not a curated record. The transcript is spliced from 10 exons.
AACAUAAAACAAGGAAACGAAACACUCCUAACUCCCUAACGGAAAAUGUCAACAAAAUACUUGAUUGAAUAAUUUCGGUUCAAAAUUUCACCUUAAUAAAAUCGAAAAUGUGUUAAUAUAAUUGUUAGUAUUUUAGUGAUCUAUAAACACGCGAGUCCAGCAAAUUGUGAAGAAGAAUUAUCAAAGUGGUGAAAAAUGGCCUCGAAAGGAAAACUCAAUGAUGAGCAUGGCCGAUCAGAUUCGUAUCGAGUGGCGACGAUUCCAUCCAACUACGACGACCAGAAAACGGCGGACGGCCAACCAAAGGCACGAAGAAAAGUUCAGAAAAAACCAAGAAAGACUGGCGACUUGGACGAUUUGAAACAAGAAUUGGAUAUUGACUACCAUAAAAUUUCACCUGAAGAAUUAUAUCAACGAUUUCAAACUCAUCCUGAAAAUGGUCUUAGUCACGCGAAGGCAAAGGAAAAUUUGGAAAGGGACGGGCCCAAUGCACUCACUCCACCUAAAACAACACCCGAAUGGGUGAAAUUUUGUAAAAAUCUUUUUGGAGGUUUUGCUCUCUUGUUAUGGAUCGGCGCGAUCUUAUGCUUUAUAGCUUACGGUAUCCAAGCUAGCACGAUAGAAGAACCAGCAGACGAUAAUCUUUUCCUGGGUGUUGUAUUAGCCGCUGUUGUUAUUGUUACAGGUAUAUUUUCUUAUUAUCAAGAGAGUAAGAGUUCCAAAAUUAUGGAAUCCUUCAAAAAUAUGGUGCCUCAAUUCGCCACGGUACUUAGAGAGGGUGAAAAAUUAACUCUUCGUGCUGAAGACUUGGUACUUGGUGACGUGGUAGAAGUUAAAUUCGGGGACCGGAUACCCGCGGACGUUAGGAUAAUCGAAUCGCGGGGCUUCAAGGUGGAUAACUCGUCUUUGACGGGGGAGUCGGAGCCGCAGAGUCGUAGUCCCGAAUUCACCCACGAGAAUCCGUUGGAAACGAAAAAUCUCGCGUUUUUCUCGACUAACGCGGUCGAGGGCACCGCCAAGGGCGUGGUUAUCAGUACCGGUGACAAUACCGUGAUGGGUCGUAUCGCCGGUCUCGCUUCCGGUUUGGACACCGGCGAAACGCCGAUCGCGAAAGAAAUCCAUCACUUCAUUCAUCUCAUUACCGGCGUGGCCGUAUUCUUGGGGGUGACCUUCUUCGUCAUCGCCUUCAUCCUCGGGUACCACUGGUUGGACGCCGUCAUUUUCCUUAUCGGCAUUAUCGUGGCUAACGUGCCCGAAGGUUUGCUCGCCACCGUCACUGUAUGCUUAACUCUCACGGCUAAGAGGAUGGCUUCAAAGAAUUGCUUGGUAAAGAACUUGGAGGCCGUCGAGACGUUGGGCUCGACUAGCACGAUUUGCUCAGACAAAACCGGCACUCUGACUCAAAACCGAAUGACGGUCGCUCACAUGUGGUUCGAUAACCAAAUUAUCGAGGCGGACACUACAGAAGAUCAAUCGGGAGUGCAGUACGACAGAACGAGUCCGGGAUUUAAAGCCUUGUCGCGAAUCGCCACCCUUUGUAACAGGGCCGAAUUCAAACCGGGCCAAGGCAACGUCCCCAUCCUCAAGAGGGAAGUGAAUGGCGACGCAUCCGAAGCGGCGCUCCUGAAAUGCAUGGAACUUGCUCUAGGCGACGUCAUGACCAUCAGGAAAAAGAACAAGAAGAUUUGCGAAGUGCCCUUUAACUCUACCAACAAAUACCAAGUCUCCAUUCACGAGAACGAAGACCCCAACGAUCCGCGUCACAUUUUGGUGAUGAAGGGCGCUCCGGAACGUAUCCUCGAGAGAUGCAGCACCAUAUUUAUCUGCGGCAAAGAGAAAGUGUUGGACGAGGAAAUGAAGGAGGCGUUCAACAACGCGUACUUGGAACUGGGCGGCCUCGGAGAGAGGGUGCUCGGAUUUUGCGACCUGAUGUUGCCGACCGAUAAGUAUCCGAUCGGAUACAAGUUCAACAGUGACGAUCCUAACUUCCCGUUGGACGGUCUCCGGUUCGUCGGUCUAAUGUCUAUGAUCGAUCCCCCACGGGCCGCCGUGCCGGAUGCCGUCGCCAAAUGCAGGAGCGCCGGUAUCAAGGUCAUUAUGGUGACGGGCGAUCAUCCCAUUACUGCGAAAGCCAUUGCCAAAAGCGUCGGCAUCAUUUCCGAGGGAAACGAGACCGUCGAAGAUAUCGCGCAGAGAUUGAACAUUCCGGUUUCGGAAGUGAAUCCUAGAGAGGCCAAAGCGGCGGUAGUUCACGGUUCCGAUCUCAGGGACUUGUCAUCCGAUCAGCUGGACGAAAUAUUGAGGUACCAUACAGAGAUUGUAUUCGCUAGGACGUCGCCGCAGCAGAAACUGAUCAUCGUCGAAGGUUGUCAACGGCUGGGAGCCAUCGUUGCCGUUACGGGUGACGGCGUAAACGAUUCGCCGGCCUUAAAGAAAGCGGACAUCGGGGUCGCCAUGGGUAUCGCCGGUUCCGAUGUGUCCAAGCAGGCCGCCGACAUGAUCUUGUUGGACGACAACUUCGCCUCGAUUGUAACGGGCGUCGAAGAAGGAAGACUGAUCUUCGAUAACUUGAAGAAAUCGAUCGCCUACACCCUAACUUCAAACAUCCCCGAGAUAUCUCCCUUCCUUGCAUUUAUUUUGUGCGACGUACCCCUUCCCCUAGGUACCGUUACCAUUCUCUGCAUCGAUCUCGGAACUGAUAUGGUGCCUGCUAUUUCUUUGGCUUACGAAGCGCCAGAAAGCGACAUUAUGAAAAGACAGCCUCGCGACCCCUAUAGGGAUAACUUGGUUAAUCGCAGGUUGAUAUCCAUGGCUUAUGGUCAAAUCGGUAUGAUCCAAGCGGCGGCAGGUUUUUUCGUUUAUUUCGUGAUCAUGGCCGAAAACGGAUUCUUGCCCAUGAAGCUCUUCGGUAUCCGCAAGACGUGGGACUCAAAGGCGAUCAACGAUCUGUCCGAUUCGUAUGGUCAGGAAUGGACUUACAAGGAUAGAAAAACAUUGGAAUACACCUGUCACACCGCGUUUUUCGUUUCGAUUGUGGUCGUGCAAUGGGCUGACCUGAUCAUCUGCAAGACUCGUCGGAACUCCAUCAUUCAUCAGGGAAUGAGAAACUGGGCGCUCAACUUUGGAUUGAUAUUCGAGACCGCGUUGGCGUGCUUUUUGUCGUACACCCCCGGUAUGGACAAGGGAUUGCGCAUGUUCCCCUUGAAGUUCGUGUGGUGGUUGCCCGCCAUUCCGUUCAUGUUGUCGAUCUUCAUAUACGACGAGGUACGACGAUUCUACUUAAGGCAUAAUCCUGGAGGCUGGUUAGAACAGGAGACCUAUUACUAAAUGCCUUGACCCUAGUACUGCCACUUAUUGGGCUCCAUGCGCCGAUGCCGUGGGUCACGGCCAUAAUUGUUUCAUUAGGAGAGCCUUCUGUGUUAUAUAUAAACUUUAAAUUAUGAGAAGAACCAAACUCCUCUUUUUUUAACAUUGCCAUUUGAAUAAUGACGUUCUCUAUCGAUUGUUGUACAAAUCAUGUUGCUAAUUCUAGAAUAUAUCCGCUGCCUGUACGCAGUUUUAAACAAAAAAUAUAAAUUGUGCGGAGGUGGGCUCUAACAUUAUAGGUUAUAUCUAUACACAGUGCAGAUCAUCGCCGCACAUGUUAGUUAUUUAAAUAAGGUUAAUUUUGACUAUAAUACGAUAUAGCGUAGAUCCUGAGAGAGACGUUGCAGUUCCGAAACGUAACAAAAGUUUUAUUAUUACACUGUCAGAAGAUAUCCAGUCUGCAAUAGUGUUUUCAUACAUUCCAUUUGAAAACUACGGUUGCCUUAGUGCUGUCGGUCUGUUUCAGAACGUACCGGAAGUGGAGGGCGGGCGAGUGUCUCCUAGUUGGCUGUUGAAGGGCGCACGCCCGCCCUCGACACUUGUUCACGCCCACGCGCAGUCGGUGUGAAUGACAAAUUUAGUAUUAUUUAGGCUUUCGACACUUAGGUUAGCUAGGAUGUAACUGUGUUGUUAAUUAAGUGUCAUAACAGUCGUGCUCAAUACACAUGACUACUACUAUCACAUUAAUAACCGUUUGGCGAUUGUUUGCGUUUCCAAUUUUGAUUUGAUUAGUACGUUAUAAUAAAGUCUAGCCAGCAAUGAAUGUGCAGAGAGUUCUGUCGUUUAAUUGUCACGCAUGAUGAUUCGUUUGAAAUAUUCACCGCUACGAGGAGCCUGCUUUUGUAGGAAGUUGUUUUUCGAUAAGUGAUUAACGCGCGCUGGUCCGAGACCAAGUGACCACACUAUCAUUAUUACUGUAAAUAUUUUUAAGUGAAUCACUUAAUUUUCCGCUUCCGUUCGUUUCACCUUCAUGUUUUAGAAUGUAAUGAUGCUGUAUAAAUUUGGGUUUUAAUAAAAUGGAUGAUAGUAA